CUAUCCAACACCACCCCCGGGACCGCUCCUUACAGCGACUCUUGUGGCCACAGUGCCAAGAGAAGCUCAUAAAGAGAAGAGAAGAUCAGAAGAGUGAUAGGGAGAAAGAGGCAGAGGGAGAUGGGGAGUGGUGGCGAAGGAAAUGGAGAUGGGAAGGAGCAGAACAUGGCAGCUUGGCUGGUGUCUGUGAACACCCUUAAGAUCCAGCCUUACCAGCUCCCACCUCUUGGCCCUCGAGAUGUUCGGGUGCGGAUGAAGGCUGUUGGUAUCUGCAGAAGUGAUGUUCAUUUCCUCAAGACGAUGCGUUGUGCCCAUUUUGUCGUCAAAGAGCCUAUGGUAAUUGGGCAUGAGUGUGCUGGGGUUAUAGAAGAGGUGGGCAGUGAAGUGAAGUCCCUGGCUGUGGGUGACCGCGUAGCAUUGGAAACAGGGAUGGGUUGCUCGCGCUGCAGGUACUGCAAGGGUGGCCGCUACAACCUCUGUCUGGAGAUGAAGUCCUUUGCCGCACCUCCUGUUCAUGGUUCCUUGGCUAAUCAGCAGUUGGUGCAUCCUGCUGAGCUCUGUUUCAAGCUUCCGGACAAUGUAAGCUUGGAGGAAGGGGCAAUGUGUGAGCCCCUCAGCGUUGGGAUCCACGCAUGCCGUCGUGCUGGUGUUGGUCCAGAGACAAAUGUGCUAAUCAUGGGAGCUGGACCGAUAGGCUUGAUCACAAUGCUUGCAGCUCGUGCAUUUGGUGCUGCAAAAAUAGUUAUAACGGACGUUAAUGAUCACCGUUUAUCAGUUGCAAAGUCUCUUGGAGCGGAUGAAAUUGUUAGAGUUUCUUCAAACAUGGAGGAUAUUGAUGAGGAGGUUAUUCAAAUACAAAAGGUUAUGGGUGCUGAUAUUGAUAUCACCGUAGAUUGUGUUGGUUUUAGCAAAACAAUGUCGACUGCUCUCAAUGCGACCCGUGCUGGUGGUAAAGUUUGCCUUGUGGGAAUGGGCCAAAAUGAGUUGACCGUCCCCCUUACUCCUGCUGCAGCAAGAGAAGUUGAUAUAAUUGGUGUCUUCCGCUACAAGGACACCUGGCCAUUGUGCAUUGAGUUCCUGAGGACUGGAAAGAUUAAUGUGAAGCCUUUGAUAACUCACAGGUAUGGAUUCUCUCAGAAGGAGGUGGAGGAAGCUUUUGAGGUCAGUGCUCGUGGUCGUGAUGCACUCAAGGUGAUGUUUAAUCUGUAGCUGUCAAGACAUGAGCCAUGAUUGCAGAGUCUGGAUAUAAAUCUCAUGUGGUUGCAUGGCAUAGUGGUUCCAUGCCAUCGUAGGAGAGAAAAGUGAGUCCAGCCUCUGUACAACUAAGAGUUCCUUUGUGGUGUUGUUAUGACAUUUCUUGUGUUUCAUUAUCCACUCUCUUGAUUGCUUUAUUUAAAAAUCCAAAUUUCUUUGCCUC
Messenger RNA from Elaeis guineensis (African oil palm), 1417 nucleotides. Its product is annotated as sorbitol dehydrogenase. Gene Ontology annotation, molecular function: oxidoreductase activity, acting on the CH-OH group of donors, NAD or NADP as acceptor; zinc ion binding. Lineage: Eukaryota; Viridiplantae; Streptophyta; Magnoliopsida; Arecales; Arecaceae. The record is from RefSeq and is a predicted model, not a curated record.